Haemonchus placei is the source of this 1053-nucleotide messenger RNA. NCBI's taxonomy places the organism in Eukaryota, Metazoa, Nematoda, Chromadorea, Rhabditida, Trichostrongylidae. The record is from the annotation of a GenBank genome assembly.
AUGGACUGGUUUGGUGUUUGUGUAGGAGGAUCACUACUCGCAGGGACAAUUGUGUUAGCUGCAGGCUAUCCUUACGGUGUCAAGGAAGAUUUUAAAAAAUACAUGCAAGAAGAGAGGCCGUAUCGUCGGGCUGCAGCGUUGGCUUUCAUUGUAAUCGUUUUCGGACUCGGUGGACCUUUGUGGUAUUACUCAACUAGGACCUAUCGUGCACAUUUCGAUACUUUUCCUGAAGGGCAAACAAUUUCGCUAUCUGUUCAGAUUCAUCUCGCUGUUACUAACAAGACUCUCGAAUCCGAGCUGGGCCCUUUGGAACAAAUUAUCUUAGACCACCUUCAUGAUGGUGAAGUGAAAUCACCGCUGAACAUCCGGUGGAACAUUCUGAACGAAGGGCUGAGAGAUUUGCGUUCUCUGGAGCAUGAUCGAAUAAUGUCAUCGGAGUCGUUGGAAGUGUACAUUGCCGUGGUUUCUCCGGAACAAUGGACACAAUUUUCAGCCAUAAACUUAUACCUUGGUCGCGGUCGUUGGGCUUUUGUUCAGUAUACAUCUGAAAAAGAAAAGCUUGUCGAAAGGUUGCAUACGCUUAUUUGGGAGGUCAUGGUAGAUGUUCCCCAUUUGAGUGCCAUUGUAAAACGAGACAUGAGAGAGCGAAUGGAACCGUGGCAAAUAGCAGCGCUGUCACCAUCUCAUCAGAAACGCCUUGUAUGGGAUUCAGUUCCAUUGUCGAUGAACUACAUCGUACAGGUGAUACAUGUGCAUGAUAACGCGUCGCCAGAUACAUUUCGGCCAAGUAACAUCAUGGAAGUGGUUGGAGUAUUCGCAAAACGUUUACGAAACGUUACAAAAAUACAGCUCAGCUCAGAACACCUGUGGGACUUCGAGAUCUCAAACUUUUUUGAAACGGAUGUACAGGGCAGAUAUACGCUCACACAAGAAGGAAUGGAACGCUUACUGAAGGAGGUCGAUUCUCAAUUGCUGUCUGUGGAAUCUUCAUUACCUGUUCUGAAAAUGAUUAUUAUCGAAGUAGAUGUACCUGUGGUGAUGUUGGACACUACC